AUGGCAAACACUCAAAGCCUCCUGGACUAUUUGAUGGUGGCACCUCCAGGCCUUCCUACUGGAAACACGAAGAAAACGCCUAACACGACAAAUGACCAAUAUAACUGGAGGCAGAUCAACAGUGUUGGUGAAUGGCCCGAAUUCACCUACGUCCAUAUUAUCCAGCGUCACGGAGCCAUGCUUCAACAAGCACAAAUUGCGAGCGAACCAAUGCCAAACUCUCCUCCGCAGCCUAUAAACACUGAGCCGAUGUUCGCAGUCCGUUUUAAUAUAUAUAUUCAAUCUCGAUUACGCCGUGCACUGCGAGCUGGUUUCCAGCACCUUGAACCACAACUCGCCGAUUUGCAUUUAACUUCCAUCACAGUUGACAUAGGUGAUGCGGCGCAGAUUAUCAAUCAGUUCAGACCAGAUAUCGCCUUUUUUCGAGCCAGUAGUACGCCCAACACCUCUCCGAAUCGCUGUCCGGGAGACUUGAAGGUGUCAUGGAAAUGGGGGUCUGACUUGGCAACAUCAGAGGUGCCGGAAGAUCGCACGGAGUACCGUCAGGUUCUAUCACAGGUCAACUUUUACAUGAAACAGCACAACGCACGUUAUGGCUUUGUUCUAACUGAUACUGAAUUGGUCCCUAUCAAGAGACUCGAUGCAAAUGGCAACCUGUUGGUAGCACGGGCCAUACCAUGGGAAACAGCAGGGCCUGGACGUUUGACAAUUCUGCUUGGGCUUUGGUAUCUUGGUAUGUUGAGCGCCGCGGAUCAUGACUGGCGGCUUCCAUAG
This is a messenger RNA of Microsporum canis CBS 113480, 774 nucleotides long. RefSeq lists its product as hypothetical. The transcript has a single exon. The record is from RefSeq and is a predicted model, not a curated record. NCBI's taxonomy places the organism in Eukaryota, Fungi, Ascomycota, Eurotiomycetes, Onygenales, Arthrodermataceae. The coding region runs from base 1 to 774 and encodes 257 amino acids.